Messenger RNA from Panicum virgatum (switchgrass), 1331 nucleotides. RefSeq lists its product as uncharacterized. The transcript has 7 exons. Lineage: Eukaryota; Viridiplantae; Streptophyta; Magnoliopsida; Poales; Poaceae. The record is from RefSeq and is a predicted model, not a curated record. Bases 407 to 952 code for a protein of 181 amino acids.
GGGACUCGAGCACGCGGCACGCCGCCAGUUCCCCCACGAGACCAACCCUGCGCCCUCGCGUGCGGCCGCGCCGCGUUGCCGCCGGCCGCCGCCCGAGCGCGCCUCCGCCCGCCCCCUUCGACUCCUGCGGCUCCUACUGGUGCUGGCCUUCUCUGGCCUCUGGGCGGGCUCGCGCUUCCCGCUGGCUGACGGCGCCCCGUGCGGCUGCGCCCUGACACCACCUCCGCGGCCUGCUCCGUCAGCAUCCCGCAGCCCCGCAUCGGCCUACACCCGUGGCCCUUCGCCCGGCCACCCCGAGCGGCAGGGGCCACGGGCAACUGCCGCAGCAGGCAGCAGCCAUUGGUCGAUUUAGCGCUAGCGUUCCGCUCUUCUGGGUAUUGGGCUAUUAGCAGUCUGUUUGGUGCCGAUGAGCAAGAAGAGGAAGUCCCUGAAACCAGCCAAAUCGUUGAGAGAUGCUGAAGAAGUACUAACUUCAGAUUACAUUGCAGGAGACGCUCUUGAUGACCUAUUGUCGAAACUUGUCAGGAGUGUGGAGGUUGCAAAGGUUUCUAGGGGAGGUUUACCAGAAAAGAUAUGGAUGAAGAAACAAUUUGCUAUCGGGGUCAAUGACGUGACAAGGGUUCUUGAGCGAAUGCCUCCGGCUACUGCCACUAAUUCUACUCAUAGUUCUACUGAAGCACAAACUGUCUCAGGUCGGCGUAGAGCUCCUUUGGUGCCACUGCAGGCUGUCCUUGUUGCAGCCGAUUGCAAUCCCAAGUGGUUAACAAAACAUAUACCAACCCUGGCAUCUACAAGGCAGGUUCCCGUACUCUGCAUCAAGGACAACAAAGGAGGCUCAGUGAGGUUGGGUCAUGUGGUGAAUAUCAGAACAACACUUGCCAUUGGAGUAAAGGCUGGAGACAGCAUGGUCAACAAGACUAUCGACGAGGUCCUGGAUUGUAGUAAGCAAUGAACCAUAAAUUAUCUCUGGGAGCAGCAAAUGAUGGAUAAAAAAGUUUGAAUUCCUCGGCAUGCAACAGUUCCAGAUCAUCUGAGAGAUGGGUUAACAUCUGACAUAGAAGAAGUUUUAGAAGGGGGUAAACGAUUCUACCAGAUAGUGGCAAGAUCAAUUUUCUUACACUGAUACUCGGAGAAACCUUUCCACCAAUACCCAUGGGGAAUAGGCGUACAACUCUGUUUGAACGGAUUGCAAAGAUAUUUGUGCAUUGCAUGCCCAUUGUGAUCUUAGAUUGUCGAGCGCCUAUGUUCUUCUCUGUUACCAACAAUAGUUGAUAAUGUUGGCAUAAUUGUAAUUUUGAAUGUUUAAUGUGUCAAGUUCUUGAGACACCACA